ACUUUACACACGUGACCCUUCAGUGUUGUGAUAAGCUCUCAGGUGACGGGCGCUGGCUGCUCUGCCGUCCAUUAUUUUCCUAAACACUGAAGAAGAAGAAGAAUUUUGAAAAGACAGCCACCCCAUCCUAGUGUGUGUUUGGUCAGUUUGAGCCCAGCGUCACCAUGGACAAGCUCCGCAAGGCUCUCAGCGGUCGGGACAACUCUGAUGACCAGGAUGAGGAGCGGGGAAACAUCAUCACCCAGACAGAGGACACACCACUUCUGCGUGUGAUCGACACCAACAGCCUUAGCUGGAGUACCAGAGUGAAGGGCUUUGCCAUUUGCUUUAUCACUGGGUUUAUAUUCUCCAUUGUGGGCUCAGCACUGCUCUUCCUGCCUAAUGGAUUCACCUUGUUUGCCGUCUUUUACACCUUUGGAAACAUUCUUGCCCUCUCUAGCACGUGCUUCCUCAUGGGGCCUGUCAACCAAUGUAAGAAGAUGUUUGCCAAGACACGCGUCAUUGCCACCAUUGUCAUGAUUGCGGCUCUCAUCAUGACCCUCAUUGCAGCUUUUGUGCUACACAAGAAGGCUCUGGCUUUGCUCAUGGUGCUCAUACAGUUCCUGGCCAUGACCUGGUACUCACUCUCAUACAUUCCUUAUGCAAGAGAUGCAGCUAAGAAGUGCUUUGCUUCCUGUGUGGAGUGACCCUUCCCCAGCCUGGCAAUCAGGGAGAAGUCUUUCCAUAAGCUCCUUUUGUGCCUUCCAUAUGUGAGUUUUAAGUGUUGAUUAACAGCAAAGCUAUUUUCAUAUUUAUUGUUGUAUUUGUAUGUAGUGAUUAUAUUUAAGCGUAGCAGACUAGACUCACUUUUGUAUUCUAAAGAUUGGUGAUGACUGUCUUGCUCCAGCACCAGACUAGUAGCACACGCAAGGGGCCUCUGACCGUGCAUGGGUUGUCUUCCUGCUGUCCAUAAAAUUUUUAAAUGGACUGAAAGUAUGAGUCAUUAAUCAAUCUUAUGCAUCAAUUUGAAUGCAUUUGAUUUUCUUUUGCAUCUGCAAGUAAAUCCCCUCCUGAUGUCACAGAAACCAAAAUAUUAAUACUACAAAAAGUUGCAUUUGUGAAUUUGUUACCAUUUUCUUAUUUUUCAGUAAUAUUGUUAUUUUUUUCCACCUCAUUAUUAAAAUUCUAUUGACAUUAGGGAUCUGAGACCCAGCAUCCAUUAUGAAGCAAAGGGCAUUUGUUGCAUCCUCAUAUGUACCCACCUUUUUGCAUAAAGGACAGUGCUCAUUGCAUUCAGUACCAGUCUUCUCAAACCCUCAUGAAACCAAAGAUAAAAGUCAAAUAGAAAAUUCACUAUAAAGUUAAUUCCUUCCACUCUGAUCUCCAUUUGCUAUGCUCCUUCCUAGAGCACAUAAAGGUACCCAGCUGUGUGGGGGGCAGCUGUUAGUGUGUCAGGGGCCUCCUGAUGGGGUCACAAAGGUGUUAGAAAUGGGAAAGAGUAGAAGGAAAAACAUCAGGUCCUACCUUGAUUAUGAAAUUAUAUUACUUGUGUCUUCCACUUGUAUUUUUUUCAUUUCUUCCACAUUCUUAAUCAGUCUCAUCAAUUGCAAAUAUAUUGUCCUCAGUACCGGUGAGAAAGUCUUCACAUGUAUAGAGCUUGGACAGACUAAUAGCAGAAAUAAAAUUUGUCUCAAGCAAACCAUUUUCAACCAACUUUGCCAAUUGCUCUAUGUGUGCCUGAAGAUAUAUACAUAACAUACAUUUUUAUAUAUUUCUAUGUAGUAUAUUGUUACUAGAAUAAUAUUUGUUAGCAAUUGUUUAUAUACUUUAGAUUUGCCUAUAAGAAAUUUUCUGUACCAGUAACUGCAUCGUCAAUGCUAAAAUCUGCUGCAGUGAAACAAAGCCAAAGUAAGUUUGCUGUUUGAAUUGAGAUUUUCAAAAUGUUGGCAUAUGGCUAUAGUUUGUAGUCCUCAUCAGCUGGUCUUUUAUGUUAACUUUACAUCUAAGGCCUUCCCCACUCAUAAAGGGGUUAGGCUGACAGGCAAAUGUUUUUGCUUAUUAACCCUUAAAGCGCGGGCUUGUUUUGCCGCACCUGUCCUCCCACGCGGGUAUAUUCAGGCAAAAACAUACCUCACUUCAACCUUUCAUACCUUCACUGCUACUUAACUCACGUGACUGAAUGAAGUAUCAUUGUAAAGUACAUACCCUUACCUGUCCUUUGACGUCACGUUGAAGACUAUAUGACCAUUGGUAGAGCGAGUAUGGAAUAUUAAAAUAGGGUCACUGAAAGCACAUUAUUAUAGACAGUUUUCCACCUCUAAUGGACUUUCCUUCUAUGAUUUAGUAAUAAAAAGCAUAACUUCCCGGCCUUCCUGAUGCCCUUGAUGGGUGUUGAGGUCAAAGGGUCCCCAUCUUGUGGAGGAAAUUCCCUGGAAGGUGAGAAGAGGUGGGAUGUCUAGCAGACGUCUUCUCAAAGCUAUCAAAAGGCAUACACUGACCAAUAAUUAGUCAAGGGAGCAUGGUUGGGUAUUGUUUGAAAGAAAACCACAUGCUUACACUACUUCAGCAUAAACAGAUUCAAUUUGAUGGCACGCUAAUUAAAAAAAUGUCUUGUCGACUAUUGUUGACAUCGCGGUUUGAGCCCAGGCACCAGCUGUCGGCUAUUGUCGACACCUGCGCUUUAAGGAAAUGAUCAGCAGUUUCAUAUUUGUCAAAGUGAAAAUUAUGGCACUUUUCAAAUACCAAGGCAGUUAGUGAUUUGCAUCCAGGAGGAAGUGAAGGGAGCCAAAGAAGUAUUGGGUUAAUCUGAAUGGACUUGCAAGCCGUAUUGAAUAUGUAAACUAUGUGGCAGCUGUCAUAUGCUUUGUUUGUUUCCAUGUGAUAGUGAAAUGCAUGACCACAAUCUUAAAAAAAAAUCAUAUUCUUAACAGUAUUUGAAGGUACUCUGAAAUUGUAAACAGCCAAGUUAUUCUGUCUCUUCACAAAAUAUUUUGAGGACGAGGAUAUUAUCUGGGAUCAAAUAGUAGUUCAUUACCCUUACUGAAUGGCCAUGCUACUUUGGGUGUAUAUAGAAUCUUGAUGAUUGAUUAUGACAAUGAUACUUUUCUUGGUCACGCAAGAAUAUCAACUCCCGUUAUAUUAUUUUUUGGGGUAGCUGUGAAUGCAGGCCUGUAAAUGGCAUGGAACUGACAGAGUAAGGUUUUGCAGCUACUGAAGAUCCAAGCUGCUCCACAGCUCUCAAUGCAGUCUCCAGCUUCUGGACCAGAUGGAGUGCUUCUUUUUGUCCUUAAAACACUGCCAGGUCAAAGUCAUUUGUCUCUGCCUUUCAACAUCCAUCUUUCCUUUCCACUGGAAGUACGCUUACAUACAGCCUGUGCCUAAGAGGGGCGACCCCUGUAAUCCUUCAGACUGCCGCCCUUUCCAAAGCUUUUGAAAAUUCCUUAACAAGGUUCUUAAGCGUCUGUCAACUUCUAACCUCUCUGAUUACCAGUGCGGAUUUCAUAAGAGACAUUUUACUGGUAAUCUUGCUUUCCUCUGGUCAUCCUCUCUAGCUGCUUCUGUGAAACUUUUGCUGUUGCCUUAGACAUCUCUAUACUUCUAUCUUCAGUUUCCUUUCAGGCCAGUCCAUCUCUGCUGUAGUAGACUGUCACUGUUCUAUCCCUAAGUAGAGCUGGAAUUUGGUGGAUAAAAACUGAAUUACAUUAAACUUUUAUUACAUAACACAUAUCUGUACAAAAUGAUUUUAGUAGUAAAUAUACUUUAUUCAAUGACAGAAGGCAAAUGCUGGUUGCAUAUCUGUUGAUACAGCCCUCAGCAUCAUGUUCGGGGCUACAGUCAAGGGACAAGCUGAAGAACAUUUAUCUGAGGGUGAUGUACCUAACAGUUUGCAGCUUGGCAUGUUGGUCAUGUAAUGCUAAAACAAUGUUACAAAUCAACUAGUCAAAUUAAUACAGAUUUGAGAUUUUUUUCCUAUAGAAAUAAAUGAAAGGCUUUGAUUCAGUGAAUGACCAAUCAUAUAGGUCGCAAUCAUUUAUAAAUUAUAUAAAUUACGUGUUGACCCAAUCGAGUUUCUAGCACUAAUACUACAAAAGAAAGCACGUAAAUAACUUGUAGACAUGUUACUAACAUACCUAUACACACAAUCUGUAUUAAAGUGACCCCUACAAUACUUACAGUAGCUUCCCUCAUUAGUGCUCAUUCCCAUACAGCAUCCAUCCAUGCACAGAAUAGUAAUCCAAACAACCCAUAACAUACAGUGAUGCACAGUCACACACCACACCAAAUAUGCCUAAAGGAACAUACAUACAAGAAGGAAACUCAGCGGAAAGUGUAAAUGCAUCAGUGAUUUGGAAAGAUAUAACCUAUCAUGUAUUAAUCAAAUAAAUAUUUCAUUACAUUA
Molecule: messenger RNA, 4378 nt
Organism: Eriocheir sinensis (Chinese mitten crab)
Lineage: Eukaryota; Metazoa; Arthropoda; Malacostraca; Decapoda; Varunidae
Product: vesicle transport protein SFT2A-like
Exons: 6
Coding region: 165-686 (173 amino acids)
Biological process (GO): vesicle-mediated transport
Cellular component (GO): membrane
Source: RefSeq, a predicted model, not a curated record